AGGAAUGGAGGUCUCUGUCAAAGUGAUAGCCACCAGGACUGGCACUGUAUUUGUCCCGAAGGUUAUAAAAACACAUUUUGUGAGACCUCGUACUGUAGCCAUGGGUUAUGUCAAAACGACGGCAUAUGUAUUCUGCCCGACGACCGAACCUAUCUGUGUGUCUGUCCUCACGGCUGGAGCGGAAGGAAUUGUGAAUCAAAAUCCAAUCAAACGAUGGCAUCGUUUAAUUCGGACCCAAAUAAGAAGUCAUUCAUUAAAUACAAUCUCAAGAAUCUGACCAAUCAUUUGGAAAUAAAGUUCCGAUUCGCGACUUUACAGCCAAACCAAAGCAAAGCACUCAUACUAUUUAUGGGUAAUCUCCAGAAUAAGACACAAAAUCCUCAUUUUAUUGUCGACUUCUUAAGCAUAUCAUUGGAAUCGGGAAUUCUGUGCUUCAGAAUAAAUUUAGGACACGGCACAAAACUUCUAUCGACGCCAAUAAACGCCGCUCUGAGGGAACAGUUAGUCUUCUUUGGUCAUCACAAGCAGUUUGUUUGGCUGAUUGUAGUCCCCGAAGACAUCGACAAAACGAGACCAAUUGUGGGCGAAACACCCCUUUCCUUCCACGCGCUCAACGUUUCGCCCCAUUUAUACGUCGGCGGACACGAGUCAUACACAGGACACCCAUUCCUAACCUCUUAUCAUGGCUUCAAAGGUUGUAUUUAUGACAUUGAAAUCCGCGAUCAUUUAAACGUCAACUUCAGA
Molecule: messenger RNA, 744 nt
Organism: Oppiella nova
Lineage: Eukaryota; Metazoa; Arthropoda; Arachnida; Sarcoptiformes; Oppiidae
Source: the annotation of a GenBank genome assembly